Epinephelus lanceolatus (giant grouper) is the source of this 2424-nucleotide messenger RNA. RefSeq lists its product as uncharacterized. Gene Ontology annotation, cellular component: nucleus. The record is from RefSeq and is a predicted model, not a curated record. Lineage: Eukaryota; Metazoa; Chordata; Actinopteri; Perciformes; Serranidae. Gene Ontology annotation, biological process: regulation of transcription by RNA polymerase II. Gene Ontology annotation, molecular function: DNA-binding transcription activator activity, RNA polymerase II-specific; RNA polymerase II cis-regulatory region sequence-specific DNA binding.
CCUGAGCAGCAGGAGUGGAGCUCCAGUGUGGACCAGGAGGACCCAGAGCCCCCACACAUUAAAGAGGAAGAGGAGGAACUGUGGAGCAGUCAGGAGGGAGAGCAGCUUCAAGGGCUGGAGGAGGCUGAUAUCACCAAGUUCCCAUUCACUCCUGUCCCUGUGAAGAGUGAAGAUGAUGAAGAGAAACCUCAGUCUGAGGGACACCACUGUGGAGGACCGGGACCAGUGCCUGGAGGAGGAGUACAACCAGCACCUGGAGGAGGGGUACGACUAGUGCCCAGAGACUCUGAUCCAGAUUUAGAACCAGAUACUGAUGACAAGAAGCCUGACUGUUCUUUAGUUGCUGAGAUCGAAGUCAGUCUUGAUGACUGGGACGAGACCAGAGAACCUCAGUCAGGUUUAAAGACUCACAAUAAAAAUGAGGUCCCUGUCAGUCCUGUGAUGUGUCUCUCUGAUGAAAAUCCCUUUAGCUGCUCUGAGACUUCAGACUUUUCUGAACCUGAGAUUGACGAGGGUGAUGACUGGGCAGGGUCCAGAGAACCUCAGUCAUGUUUAAACUCUGUCCCCACCAGGGAUAAGAAAGGUAGCGCUGACGAGAAACCAUUCAGCUGCUCCAUCUGUAAGAUAAACUUUACCCGGAGAGGAAGUCUACAGACGCACAUGAGAAUCCACACUGGAGAGAAACCAUUCAUUUGCCCCUUUUGUAGUAAAAGUUUUACCCAAGCAGGAAGUCUGAAAAGACACAUGAGCAUCCACACGGGGGAGAAAAGAUUCAGCUGCAGUGUCUGCGACCGAAGAUUCAUCUGGCUCCAUCAGCUCAUGAACCAUCAGUGUGGCGGGCGUCAGGAGUCAGUCGAAAUUGGAGAGGCAGAGCCUCCAGGCAGCAGCUCGACUCAGCAGGUAAAACAAGAGUCUGAUGGAGAGAACUGUGGAGGUGUACCACCAGUGCCCGGAGGUGGCAUGUUAUCAGUGCCCAGGAGUGGUGGCCCACCAGUGCUCAUAAACUCCUCUGAACUAAAAACUGAAGACGGUGGUGAUUGUACAGAGACCAGAGAACCUCAGUCAUGUUUAAACUCUCUGAAAAAUGUUGGUGAGAAACGGUUUAGCUGCUCUGAGUGUGGGAAAAGGUUCAGCACCAAGGGUAGUCUGAAGGAACACAUGAGAAUCCACACGGGGGAAAAACCAUUCAGUUGCUCUGUCUGUAACAAAUCUUUCACGCAGAGCGGGAGUUUACAGAAACACAUGAGGAUCCACACUGGCGAGAAAAUAUUCACCUGCUCUGUAUGCGACAAAAAAUUUUUGAACAAGGCGCACCUGAAGACGCACAUGGUCACGCACACGGGAGAGAAACCGUUCAGCUGUGCACUGUGUGGUAAAGCUUUCAUUGAGAACGGAAACCUGAAGAAACACAUGAGGACUCACACAGGGGAGAAACCAUUCAGCUGCUCGAUGUGUGAGAAAUCUUUUACGCAGAACGGGAGUUUGCAGACUCACAUGAGGACUCACACCGGAGAAAAACCGUUCAGCUGUUCCGUUUGUGAUCAGAGAUUCUUGAGUAAGGCACACCUGAAGACGCACUUGAUAAAACACACUGGAGAGAAACCCUUCAGCUGCUCCGUGUGCGGGAAAGGUUUCAACGAAGGUGGUAAUCUUAGGAAACACAUGAAGACGCACUCAGGAGAGAAACCGUUCAGCUGCUCCAUCUGUGAUCAAAGAUUUUUACAGAAGACAGACCUGAAGCGUCACAUGAUCACACACACUGGAGAGAAGUUUUUCAGCUGCUCCAUUUGCGAUCAGAGUUUUUUACAGAAGCCGAAUUUGAAGAGACACAUGAUCACGCACACGGGAGAGAAACCCUUCGUUUGCACUGUGUGCGGCAAACGGUUCAUUCAGAAAGUUCACCUGACACACCACAUGGCCCGACACACUGGAGAGAAGAGAUUCCGGUGCGGCAUGUGUGAUCAGAAAUUUGCUUGGCUUUAUCAGCUGAGGAACCAUCAGUGUGUCAGUCAGCAGUCGUCACAGGUUCAGCGGACUGAGGAGGAGGGCGGAGGGGCGGAGCCUCCGGCCAGCAGCUCAGCUGAUGAGCAACAACAACUUCAAAUGGAUCUCACAUGAGAAUAGUAUGGAUUUUAGUAUCGACGCCAGAUAAGGACAAAUAUACAGAAGGAUUAUUUCUGGAUACAUGAAAAGCUUUUAAUGGGGAAAUUUUUCGAGCCAAAAAAAGUUCCAACAGCUUUCAGAGUUUAGCAUUUCAGUAUAGAGCUGCAGCAGUGUGAGAUUUUCAUGAACAGUAACUGUCUCAAAAAAAUAUCGCAGGUUCACAGCACUGUGGUAUAACAGUUAAAGUCCCACUGAUUGUCACACACCAGAAUGUGUGAAAUUUGUUCUCCGCAUUUGACCCAUCCCCUGAGGGAGCAGUGA